AGAGAGGAGGCCUGGCCUCAGAGGCACAGCGGAAGGAAAAUGGCGGCCGUGGCUGCAGAGCCAGGAGCUGCGGCGGUUCCGACAGCAGCAGCAGCAGCGGACGGUGAGGGCCAGCCGGACCCGGGCCCGGGCGGCCCGCUGCCCCCGAGAGCCGAGCCGGAGGCCGAGCUGACGCGGGAAUACACGUCGGUGAUGGAGCUCGUCGCGCCCCGUGUGGAGGAGGGGGACGCGGAGGAGCGCCGCCAUGUCAGGCCGGAGCUGCAGCCCGCGGCGGGAAAAGCCCUCGCUGCGCGUGCGGGCGAGGAGGAGGAUGGUGAUGAGGAUGAACUGUUGAAUAAACACGCCGCGUGCGAGCCCCGGGACCGGACCGGUUUGGACCGGUUCUCCCCCGCGGCCGAGCCCGAGCUGGGCGGCCCGGUGCAGGCGGCGUACCGGAGCAUCAUCACGGACCCGCAGCCCUCCGCCGUCUUCCUGCACUCUUUUCCGGCUCACCCGCCCGUCACGGAGGCCGGCCUGUCCUUAGCCGAACCGGCCGAACCGACCACCAACGUCACGACGAACCGGGCCGAGCCAGCGGGCAGAAGCUACACGUCCCCGGUCAAACCGGAGCUGAGGCCCGACCCGGACCAAGCCGCCGGGAUCUACCAGGACGCCGCGGAAGACGCCAUUUUGGACGGAACCGCAGACCGGCUGUCGGUGCCGGACGGGCAGGACCUGGAGGCCGGCUGCGGGAAGAGCCGUGCGGGUGGUAAGCAGGGCUCUGCCGGCGCGGAGGAGCUUCCGGGUCCGACCUCCUCGGCCGGCCGGACGCUGCGGGACUCCUCCCCGCCUUGCCGCUCUCCCAAGCGGAGGCUGCUGGACUCCGCCGCCUUGAAGCACGACAAGUCCGGGGAAGGCUCGCCGGAGCCGGCCUGCACCGAACCGGGGCUCGGCUCCCUGGAGCAGCUCAGCCCCGGGUCCGAGGUGCGCGUCUCCCUGGACCACGUCAUCGAUGACGCGCUGGUGGUGUCUUUCCGGGUGGGAGAGAAGGUGUUCUCUGGAGUGCUGAUGGACCUGUCCAAAAGGUUCGGUCCAUACGGGAUCCCCAUCACGGUGUUCCCCCGACGGGACAGGGAUCGGCCUCCUCCAUCUAUGCAGCCGCAGCAGGAAGUGAACGACGGCCGGGACAGGAAGCAGGAAGUGGUCAUGGCUGGCGCCCCCCUCCCUGCUGCUCCUCCUCCUCCCCCUCCCCCUCCCCCCUCUCAGUCGUGGACGUCCAAACCUCCCCCGUUGUUCCAGGAGGGGGCGCCGUACCCCCCACCUCUGUUCAUCAGGGACACCUACAACCAGGCCUUACCUCAGCCGCCGCCGCGCAAGAUCAAACGCCCCAAACGCCGCUACCGCUGCGAGGAGCCCACCUCCAUCAUGAACGCCAUCAAGCUCCGCCCCCGCCAAGUGCUCUGUGACAAGUGCAAAGGCGUGGUGACGUCGGGCGGGCCCAGGGAGGUGCGCAGGGGCCCGACGGCGUCCUCCGAGCCCCGGGGCGAGGAGGCGUCCCGGAGGAGGCGGCCGGCGGACGGAGGGAGCUCCUCGGUGGUCAAACGGCUGCGGAGCGAGCGCGAGGAGAAGGGAGGUCGCGCCGCGGCGGACAGACGCUCGUCCUCGGGGAUCAGGGUGUCUUCCUCGACGACGUCUUCGUCCCGCCGCGUCCUACGGGGCGUUUCCUCCUCGCCGUCCACGUCCUCGUCCAGCCGGGUGCGUCUGAAGCUGAACUCUAAAAAGGUCCUGGCGAAGGGCCCGGAGCGCUCCAAGGCCCGGCAGGUCCUGAAGAAGCUGGCGAGGAGCGCCCAGCCGCCGCCGCCGCACCGCCGGCCCCGAGACCAGAACCAGAGCCAGGACCGUCCCAAGGCCGUGACGCGCGCCUCGGCCCUGCAGAGCCACACCCAGAAGGUCCACUUCACCCGUCGCCUGCAGCACCUCAGCGCCGCCGCUGUGGUGGGCGGGGCCGCCCACGCGGCGGCGGCGCUCCCUCCGAGGAUGCGUCUGAAGCCCCAAAGGUAUCGUACCGACGACGGCCAGGCGCCCUCCUCCCCCCCAAAACACAGCGCUCGCUCAGCACCGCCCAAGCCUGCUUUAAACCCCGCCCCUGCUCUGACCUCAGCCCCGCCCACACCCCAAACCCCGCCCCUUUCUUCAGUUUUAGCUCCUCCCUGCCCCCCGGCGCCCUCCUCCUCCUCAGGUGUCGCUGUCGAGAAACAGGAAGAGCUCUGCCUCUCUGAGAGGCGGGAGGAGGCGGAGCUUGCAGGAGGAGGGGGAGGAGCUCUGGCGGAGCCUUCGUCGCGGCAGGCGGACUCCUCCUCCUCCUCCUCUCUGGACUCGGAGUGCAGCUCCACUGACACGUUUGACCUUCCUCCUCCCAGCGAGCUCCUCCUCCUUCAGAGCUCCUCCUCCUGCCCGCCCCCACCCUCCCCUCCUCCCCCCUCCGUCACGCCCCGCAGCUCCUCCUCCUCCUCCUCCGUGCUCUCCGCCGUCUCUCCCAAAGCGGAGCGGCCGGACCUGGGGCCGGGCGGAGCCGCGGAGGAGGAGGUGGGGGUGGGAGGGGGAGAGGCCAAGCGUCGGCGCAAGUCUUCCUCGUCGUGCCCCCCGUCCUCCGUCUUCUCCAAGUCGGUGUCCAAGUGCCCGGCGCCGGACGGGCGCACGGUGUGCGUGGGCGACAUCGUGUGGGCCAAGAUCUACGGCUUCCCCUGGUGGCCGGCCCGCGUGCUGGGCAUCACCGUGUCGCGGCGCGGCGACACGGGGCUGGCGGUGCGGCAGGAGGCGCGCGUCUCCUGGUUCGGCUCGCCCACCACCUCCUUCCUCCCGCUCGGCCAGCUGGCGCCCUUCCUGGAGAGCUUCCAGUCGCGCUUUGACAGGAAGAGGAAAGGACCGUACCGCCGCGCCAUCGCUGAGGCUGCCAGCGCCGCCAAGCAGCUCACGCCCGAAGUCCGAGCGCUGCUCACCCAGUUUGAGACGUAGUGUGUGUGUGUGUGUGUGUGUGUGUGUGUGAGUGAGAGUGAGAGUGUGCAUGUUGGGGGGACCCCGCCCCCCUCUGCAGGAAGCCCUUACUGGACUGCUUCCUGUCUGGACUGCUGGUCUGGCUCUGUCUGCUUCUCUCUGAUUGGACGGAGCGCUCCAGGUUCAGGCUCACCUGUCAGUGUGCCGCGUGUCUCCACUUAGGUCCUCCGUUUUAGCUGCUGCUGUUGCUAGGAGACGCUGGAAACUUCUUUUACUAACAUCUGAGAUAUCUUACCUGCUGUUCUCUCUCUCUGUCACACACACACACGCACUCACACACACACACACAUAGUCCGAAGGGGGCGGGGCUAACCUGUGUCCUCUGGGCCUUUAAAGUGAUGUGGUGCUUCUCGUCAAUACGAAUGGAACAGUCAGUUUAUAUUUGUGUUGUCGUAGCGACGCCUGAUCACCAUUGAGCAUGUGCAGCUGUCUACAGAGACGGGGCUGAGGCGAGAUGUCUCACUCCUUAGCUCCCUUCAUCAUCAUCUCUGGACAGAGCCUCUGUGCCGUCCGGUGAACGUGUUUCUGAAGAGCUUUUUAAACUCUCGUGUCUCAGUGUGAUGAAGCUGCUGCGGUUCAAAUCCCUGAGGGCGGCGCUGCAGGUCGAGCCAGGUUCAUGUGACCUGCACACACCGUCAGCCUCAUCACACUCGCCCACAAGGUUUUUUUUUUGUGAAUUUUCUUGUGUUCUCAAAAUCGUCCAGUCUGGCCCAUCAGCGCCCCCCUGUGGAGAGAGCGUGUGCUUCACCACCGCCGUGCUCCAGAAUGAAGGAAGUGGCUUUGGAUCAAACAGCUACAACAGUGUGUUUCAAGAAAAAGAAUGAGAAUAAAGCCCUAAAUUUUUGAAAAAAAACAACAACUUAGGAAUCCAGACUUCCGUCUCCUCUCUGUCCGUGGCUCCACCUGUGCUGCCCCCUGCUGGCCGUGUCUCAGGCCUGCAGCUGAUCCCCUCAGCAGAUUCUACUCUGACAUGGGAUUCAGGAACAAGGAGAUCCUGCUGAUCUGAGCCCAGAAUCA
Myripristis murdjan (pinecone soldierfish) is the source of this 4050-nucleotide messenger RNA. It is a transcript of the gene pwwp2a, whose product is annotated as PWWP domain containing 2A. The transcript has 2 exons. The record is from RefSeq and is a predicted model, not a curated record. NCBI's taxonomy places the organism in Eukaryota, Metazoa, Chordata, Actinopteri, Holocentriformes, Holocentridae. The coding region runs from base 40 to 2994 and encodes 984 amino acids.